This is a messenger RNA of Lobosporangium transversale, 1858 nucleotides long. RefSeq names its product carboxyl transferase. Gene Ontology annotation, molecular function: ligase activity. The record is from RefSeq and is a predicted model, not a curated record. Bases 77 to 1726 code for a protein of 549 amino acids. Lineage: Eukaryota; Fungi; Mortierellomycota; Mortierellomycetes; Mortierellales; Mortierellaceae. The transcript has 6 exons.
CUGCCAUUCAUCUCAUCUCAAAAAAACAUUCAUUCCUACCUCAUCCUCUGUUAUUUUGUAGGAAUAAUAUUAAAACAUGCAUACGGCAACCGUGACGACAAACUUGGGUCACUAUACUAAACCGAUAAAAUCCAAGGUGAAUACAAAAUCACCCGAAUUCCAAGCCAACUACAAAGAAAUGCUUGAUCUCGUCCAGCAGUUGCAGGAGCGUCUUCAUGAAGCCACCUUUCAGGGAUCGGAUAGGCUCCUAGCUUUGCACCAUAAACGUGGUGGUCUCUUAGCCCGCGAUCGUAUUGAGCUUUUGCUCGACGACGAUUCUCCAUUUUUGGAGCUCUGUCCGCUUGCGGGAUAUGGACAAGAUGGUAUGACUGUCGGAGGAUCCCAAGUGGCUGGAAUUGGACUUGUCUGUGGUGUGGAGUGCAUGAUCACUGCCAACAUCCCCACGCUGCAAGGAGGAGCAUGGAAUGCUUCAACAAUGGCGAGAGGGGCUCGUAUCAGUGAAAUUGCAUGGAUCAAUCGGCUGCCGCAUAUCCAGCUUGUUCAAUCGGCUGGAGCAAACCUUGCACAACAGAGUCGUGUUUUUCAUCCAGGUGGAGCAGGAUUUCGCCACCUAGCUGAGAGAUCUAAAGCUGGUUUGCCUUCGGUAGCGGUCGUUUUUGGAAGUUCGACUGCUGGUGGUGCCUACAUCCCCGGAAUGAGUGACUAUGUAGUGAUGGUCAAGGGCAAGGCACAGGUGUUCUUAGGCGGUCCCCCUUUGGUCAAAAUGGCGACAGGUGAAAUAACGGAUGCAGAGAGUUUGGGAGGAGCUGAAAUGCAUAGUCGCAAGUCUGGUGUGUCGGAUCAGUUGGCAAUGGAUGAGUUCCACGCCAUUUCCAUGGCUCGAGAGUUUGUUUCAGGACUUAACUGGACCAAGCAAACUCAGCUCCCCAUCCGGCAUCUGAGAGGCCUUUUUGACCAACCCUUGUAUGAUCCAGAUGAGAUUCUUGGUAUUGUUAGCGCCAAUAUCCGCAUUCCUUUUGAUGCUCUAGAGGUUAUCAUACGCCUUGUUGAUGGCUCGCGUUUUACACAGUUCAAGCCCUUGUAUGGACCCAACUUGAUUUGCGGCUGGGCCACUAUCCAUGGUAUCCCUGUUGGGAUUCUCGCAAACAAUAAUGUCAUAUUUCCGCCAGAAGCAAACAAAGCAACGCAGUUUAUUCAGCUUUGUAACAUGCGGGAUACCCCACUGCUUUAUCUCCAUAACAUUACGGGAUUUAUGGUAGGAAAGAAAUACGAAGAGGAGGGCAUUAUCAAAGCGGGCUCACGCUUUAUCAACGCAGUAUCUAAUUCGCGAGUACCAUGCAUCACGGUUGUAAUGGGUGCUAGUUACGGCGCAGGUAACUAUGCCAUGGCAGGGCGCGCCUACAACCCGCGCUUCCUCUUCUCGUGGCCCAACAGCAAAUGCUCUGUCAUGGGUGCUGAGCAGCUGACAGGCGUAUUGGAUAUUGUAAUGCGUGAAUCUGCAAAAAAAUCUGGCAAGGUUAUUGAUGAAGAAAUGGCCAAGGCUUCCAUGGAGAUGUUCCAGACAAUGGUCGAAAGUGAAUCGGAGGUUUACUGGACUAGUUCUCGCUGCAUCGAUGAUGGCGUCAUUGACCCUCGUGAGACACGCACUAUCCUAGGAUUCUGUCUAUCUGUCUGCUACAAUGCUGAGGUGAAAGGAGGCAAUCUAUAUGGGGUGUCGCGCAUGUAGCUUAUAUCCAAAUUGGGCGCUUGAAGGCCUAUUUGAGUUUGCUGGAACUUCAGCAUAUGGCAUUGUUUUUAUUUGUGGCUACCUAGAGAUCAAUGUCGAUAAACGUAACAAAAUAAAUUUUGUCACAAAGAC